UCACUGCAGAGCUUUUCAUUGAUAAAGUAGCACCGGUGUGAGCCAGAGGACUGCAGCUGGACACAUCACACAAACAUCAUGCUCUCACACACUCACUUCCCGAAUCUUCUUCAGUACGUUUACCCACAGUGCACCUCAGACAAUUGCAGCGCUGAGGACUCACACUCACUAAUCACUAACGUGACAUGCUUUUACUGAACAACAACAGCAACAUCUCUCCCCUCUCUUCUCUGCCUCCCGUUUCUGGGAAUGUGGGCUUAGUUCACAGAGACCGACGGAGGAACACCUGUAACUGAGGAGCGGGACUUCUUGGUGCAUCUGACCCGGGACUUUGGAGGAUAGAACCAGGCAGUGGGGAGAUCAGUGGAACCAGCCAGCGCAACAGAAUAAAGUCUCUCCGUCAUCCUGGGAUCUACGGAGGCAAGCGGAGUGCCGUUGUCGGCCAUGAAGCUGGUGAACGGGGGAGGAGGAGGAGGAGGAGGAGGAGUAGGAGGCGGCGGCGGGGGAAGCGGAGGAGGAGGGGGAGAGAAGACUGCCUUCUCCUUUAAGAAGUGCUCUGCCUUCCAGUUUGUCAAGAGAAAGGUGCGACGGUGGAUGAGGAACCCCAAGGUGAGCGUGGAGAAAGCCCAGGGGAAAGGCCUCUACCCUUGCCCCAAGUGUCCGCUGGCCGAGGAUCUGUGGUACACGCACUUCCCCUCACCUUACGGCUGCUGCCACUAUGCGGGUCUGCAGGGCUGCCAGUAUUACCACCAGGAGCCGUGCUCGCCUUGCCCGGCCAGUGGACAGACCAGCGGCCAUGAGAAGAGCAAAGGCUGCAAGGUCAGGAAGUGGAAGAUGCUGGCUCGCCACCACAGUGACGGCACAGGAAAGCACAAGGACGCCGAGUCUGACGUCCACCUGUGCAGCUGCCAGUCCUGGGGGAUCCACGGCUCGCCGCUCCUGGCCAGCCCAGUCAUGCUGGAGUGCUCCAUCUGCAGUGGGCCCUACAUCAGCUACACCCUGGAGGAUACCUGGCAGCCACGUCAGCGCACACAGGCCAUGGAUCUGUACUACCACAAUGAGUCAGACCCAGACAACUACUGUUGCCCUGGCGACAACACUUUCAUGAAACAGAGGAGGAUGGGCCUGAACGACUUCAUUCAGAGGCUCGCCACAAACUCCUACGCCUGCAAGCACCCAGAGGUGCAGUCUAUUCUAAACCUGAGCCCUCCUCAGGAUGCCGAGCUCAUGAACACAAACCCCUCUCCUCCUCCCAGUCCAUCCCAACAGAUCAACCUCGGCCCAUCAUCUAACCCUUCCGCCAAACCCAGCGACUUUCACUUCCUCAAGGUGAUCGGCAAGGGCAGCUUCGGGAAGGUGCUGCUCGCCCGCCACCGCACAGACGACCAGUUCUACGCAGUCAAAGUCUUACAGAAGAAGGCGAUUCUCAAGAAGAAGGAGGAGAAACACAUCAUGUCGGAGAGGAAUGUGCUACUAAAGAAUGUCAAGCACCCAUUCUUGGUGGGCCUGCACUACUCGUUCCAAACAGCGGACAAACUCUAUUUCAUCUUGGACUACAUCAAUGGCGGAGAGUUGUUCUACCACCUGCAGAGAGAGCGCUGCUUCCUCGAGCCCAGGGCCCGGUUCUACGCGGCAGAGAUCGCCAGCGCUCUGGGAUACCUCCACUCACUCAACAUUGUCUACAGAGACCUGAAGCCAGAGAACAUCCUGCUCGACUCCCAGGGACACAUCAUUCUCACAGAUUUCGGCCUCUGCAAGGAGAACAUUGAACCCAACGGGACCACGUCGACCUUCUGCGGUACGCCAGAGUAUUUGGCUCCUGAGGUGUUACACAAGCAGCCGUACGACAGGACGGUAGACUGGUGGUGCUUAGGGGCCGUGCUCUACGAGAUGCUGUAUGGCCUGCCUCCGUUCUACAGCCGCAACACAGCGGAGAUGUACGACAACAUCCUGAACAAGCCGCUGCAGCUGAAGCCCAACAUUUCCAACGCGGCCAGACACCUGCUGGAGGGCCUGCUGCAAAAAGACCGCACCAAGAGACUUGGCUGCACGGAAGACUUUAAUGAAAUUAAGAACCACGUAUUCUUCUCCCCCAUCAACUGGGAUGACCUCAACGCCAAGAAGAUCACCCCUCCCUUCAACCCCAACGUGACGGGACCCAACGACCUGCGGCACUUUGAUCCAGAGUUCACAGAUGAGCCAGUGCCCAACUCCAUCGGCUGUUCCCCAGACAGCGCCCUCGUCACAGCCAGCAUCAAAGAAGCAGCUGAGGCCUUCGUGGGCUUCUCUUACGCCCCGUCUAUGGACUCCUACCUAUAGGAUUAAAUGCAGGCACUCAGUACGGACAAAAGCUUAGACUUACUGGACUAUGGAGCACAACCAUAGUCUUUGGAUUGCAUCUUGACCCCACCCAACGUUACCCAUCGGAGAGAUGGACGCUCCUGAACCAAACCCCGCAACAACUCUGCAUCCACAAAGAAUUUAAGCGUUUGUACUCGGCCGCAUUCUCUCCAACUCUUGAAUGCAUUUAAAGUACUUGCUACGAGAGAGAGUGUCUGCCAAAAUUAAAUGGCUCGUUUUGGUUGUCGUCCUCCAUCCCACCCCGAGUCCACAGCCUCUCGAUUGUUCAUCUCUCACCCGAUAGUGGAGGUCUUUUGCACAUAGCUCAGGCAGCUUAAAAGCUCCCCCCCGACCCCGAAGCCACAACUGACAAGCACACACGCAUCCAAAACUCCCGCCAUCUCAAAACGAGGAAGGCUGGACCGUACUGUACCAGCCCCGAUUAAAGGAUUUCCAUUUUCGUCCAUGUAGAGAAGCAUCUUCCCACAUGAGAUUCCCUGCGCCACCAGUGUGGACCCACCUGUUGAGUCUGAAUGAGUAGCUUGGACAUUCAUUUUUGGUGCUUUAGUUUCUUCUCAUUUACAUUUUGUGUGUGUUUUGACAAGGGACCUAUCUGAAGCCGAAUGUUACAAAGAAAAGUGGCGUUUUAUUUCUCUCAAAGGUGCCUUUAUUUUUUUUUUCUCUCCAUCAGAACGCACUCAUCGUUUGAGUUUUGAGCUAGUGUCGCGGAGUUACGUCCGCCCGGGCGCUCCGCGGGUGCGGGCGGUAGGACUCCUCUUCUAGAGGGGGACGAUGUAGCACUAAUUUAGCACACCUGUUCUGUCUUUAACACGCGAGGAACUCAGAUGAUGUUUCAUAUCUUCAUUUGCACAUAAAACAAUACUUCUGAUAGAGAGGUGGGAAAAAAAAAAGAAAGAGCACUGCUGCUAGGCGAGAAAGCGAGCGAGGAAGGGAUGUGUCGAGGAGCGUUUCCGUAGUUCUGCUUGCCAAAGUCUUCCAUUCGCCUCACGGUAAUGUAACGGCGGCCGGCUGACGGGCCGACAACAUCGAAAACUGAACAUUCCAUUUUAAUAUUGCUGUAAUGCAGUUUGACGGUAUUUAAGUUUGUUUGUAUAUUUGGAGUUACGUGUACUAGUUUUAAUGUAUAUUGAACAAAAAAUGACUUAAGGUAUGCUUAAAUAUGUAUAUGUAACAAUUCAUGUUAAAUGUACUGUAAAUUGUAAAAUUGUUUAAGAUUUAUGUGACCAUGUUUGGUUUGAAAAUAAAAGUUUAACUUUAUUACACCUUAAA
This is a messenger RNA of Mugil cephalus (flathead mullet), 3630 nucleotides long. It is a transcript of the gene sgk1, whose product is annotated as serum/glucocorticoid regulated kinase 1. Gene Ontology annotation, biological process: protein phosphorylation. The record is from RefSeq and is a predicted model, not a curated record. The transcript has 14 exons. Lineage: Eukaryota; Metazoa; Chordata; Actinopteri; Mugiliformes; Mugilidae. Gene Ontology annotation, molecular function: protein serine/threonine kinase activity; ATP binding. The coding region runs from base 445 to 2319 and encodes 624 amino acids.